CCACCCCGACUACAUUUCCCAGCAGGCACCGCGGGAGAUAGAGGAAAGCUUCCCAGCUUGCAGCGCGGCUGCCUCCUCACCGCCCCACUGGCUGCGCUGAGCGCUCGCCCCGCCUCCCCGUGCGCCGCGGGUCUCCGGGGGGCGCCGCGGUGCUGGUGCUGCAGGGCGGCGGCGGCGGCGGCGGCGGCGGCGGCGGGGCCCGGGCGGGUGGGGGCGCUCGGUGCCGGCGGGGAUGGGACGGGCGGGCGGGCCGCUGCCCCGCCGGGGGGCGCCGCGGGUAUAGGAUAAGACCUUUCCAGAAUAAUAAGCAUGGUUCGAGAACGAAAAUGCAUAUUAUGUCACAUUGUGUACAGCUCAAAAAAGGAAAUGGAAGAACACAUGAGAAGCAUGCUUCACCACAGAGAACUUGAAAACCUGAAGGGAAGGGACAGCAACCAUGAGUGCCAGGUGUGCAGGGUGACAGUGGUGGGCUUGUCAGCAUAUGCCAAGCACAUCUCCAGCCAGCUGCACAAAGACAAUGUUGAUGCCCAUGAUAAAGCAGAAGAGAAAGAGGAGGCAGAAGAAGAAUACCUUGACAAAGAACUCAUUCAACUAAUCAAGCAAAGGAAGGAACGGAACCGGCAAGCUGAAGCAUGCUGUGCAAACCAAGAAUUAGAAUGUGAUGAUAGGAGAUCACAGAGAAGGCGAGAAGAAAGAGCUGCAUACAAAGAAAGAGAAGCUUAUGAUCAGUCUUCGUGGCAUCAUCAUAAUGCAUCACAAAGAGACUGGAAAUGGGAAAAGGAUGAUUAUAUUAGUCCUAGACAAGGAAAAUUUUCACACUCUCAGAGGAACCUUAAUAUAAACAGGCAUCCAGGUGGCCCAAGGGGACGCUCUGGGUGGCACCAAAAUGUUUCAGGAAGCCCUUCAAAUCGGCAUAACUAUGGGAAUUCUGGAAGUGUUUGGCAUCCAAGUGGGCGAGGAGGAGCAACAUUAAAUUGGCAUCACAGUGGCAGGGGGAGAAAUUCUACUUGGCACUCAGAAGGAACGGGUAAUUUUUCUAGCUGGAAUUCCAAGAGUUAUGGAGGAAACUGGAAGUCCAAUCCUCAUGGUGCAAAUAGCUGGAAAUUUGGAAGCUCUGGAGAUGCAUAUUCAUUAGAGCCAAUUAAAUAUAAUAAGGAAAGAUAUACGUGGCAGUGGCAGGAGAAGGACGUUAUCGAUGUUCUACCAUACAGAGAUCGAAGUAAUAGGACUGACUCACUUGAUUUACUAGUGAUAAACUUCCAAGUGAGGGGGCAUUGGAUUUUGGUACUUCCAAGCAACCAGAAAACAAAAUUUCAAGAAACAAUGGAAAAAGUGGGAGUCCUUCCAGAGAUAGAAUACAUCGCUGGACCCCCUACCCAUCCCAGAAAGCUGCAGAGCAGCAACCAUGGUCUGAAGAGAAUGUUUCUAAAACUCCAGGUAAAAUGGAUUCUGUGUUUAUACCUUUUACUGAAACAUCAAGUAAGGGAAAAACUUGUGAAGCCAGCGUGAGCCUCCCAAAACUUAAAAAAUGGGAAGCAUCUUCCCAUUCUAAUGUAACCC
Molecule: messenger RNA, 1560 nt
Organism: Cygnus olor (mute swan)
Lineage: Eukaryota; Metazoa; Chordata; Aves; Anseriformes; Anatidae
Product: zinc finger protein 106-like
Exons: 5
Coding region: 310-1509 (399 amino acids)
Cellular component (GO): membrane; cytosol
Molecular function (GO): RNA binding; SH3 domain binding; zinc ion binding
Source: RefSeq, a predicted model, not a curated record